Molecule: messenger RNA, 8069 nt
Organism: Gorilla gorilla gorilla (western lowland gorilla)
Lineage: Eukaryota; Metazoa; Chordata; Mammalia; Primates; Hominidae
Gene: THOC2
Product: THO complex subunit 2
Exons: 39
Coding region: 22-4884 (1620 amino acids)
Biological process (GO): mRNA processing; mRNA export from nucleus
Cellular component (GO): THO complex part of transcription export complex
Molecular function (GO): mRNA binding
Source: RefSeq, a predicted model, not a curated record
UCUGCUACUAGUGAGAGGAAGAUGGCGGCCGCGGCUGUGGUGGUUCCCGCAGAGUGGAUAAAGAACUGGGAGAAAUCAGGGAGAGGCGAAUUUUUGCAUUUAUGUCGGAUCCUCAGUGAAAAUAAAAGCCAUGAUAGUUCAACAUACAGAGAUUUCCAGCAAGCUCUCUAUGAAUUGUCAUAUCAUGUAAUUAAAGGAAAUCUAAAGCAUGAACAGGCAUCUAAUGUUCUUAGUGACAUUAGUGAAUUUCGUGAGGAUAUGCCCUCCAUUCUUGCUGAUGUAUUCUGCAUAUUAGAUAUUGAGACAAAUUGUUUAGAAGAAAAAAGCAAGAGAGACUAUUUUACACAGUUGGUAUUAGCAUGUUUGUAUUUAGUUUCAGACACAGUUCUAAAGGAACGCCUGGAUCCAGAAACACUGGAAUCAUUAGGGCUUAUCAAACAAUCACAGCAAUUCAAUCAAAAGUCAGUUAAAAUCAAGACAAAACUCUUUUAUAAGCAGCAAAAAUUCAAUUUGUUAAGAGAAGAGAAUGAAGGUUAUGCCAAGCUGAUUGCUGAAUUGGGGCAAGAUUUAUCUGGAAGUAUUACUAGUGAUUUAAUCUUAGAAAAUAUCAAAUCUUUAAUAGGAUGCUUUAAUCUGGAUCCCAAUAGAGUUUUGGAUGUCAUUUUAGAAGUGUUUGAAUGCAGGCCAGAACACGAUGACUUCUUUAUAUCUUUGUUAGAAUCUUACAUGAGUAUGUGUGAACCGCAAACACUGUGUCAUAUUCUUGGGUUCAAAUUCAAGUUUUACCAGGAACCAAAUGGCGAGACACCAUCAUCUUUAUACAGAGUUGCAGCAGUACUUCUACAAUUUAAUCUUAUUGAUUUAGAUGAUCUUUAUGUACAUCUUCUUCCGGCUGAUAAUUGCAUUAUGGAUGAACACAAACGAGAAAUUGCGGAAGCUAAGCAAAUUGUUAGAAAGCUUACGAUGGUUGUGUUGUCUUCUGAAAAAAUGGAUGAGCGAGAGAAAGAGAAGGAAAAAGAAGAGGAGAAAGUAGAGAAACCACCUGAUAACCAAAAACUUGGCUUGUUGGAAGCCUUAUUAAAGAUCGGUGAUUGGCAACAUGCACAGAACAUUAUGGAUCAGAUGCCUCCAUACUAUGCAGCUUCACACAAGCUAAUAGCCCUUGCUAUUUGCAAGCUCAUUCAUAUAACUAUUGAGCCUCUCUACCGAAGAGUUGGCGUUCCUAAAGGUGCUAAAGGCUCACCUGUUAAUGCUUUGCAAAACAAGAGGGCACCAAAACAAGCUGAGAGCUUUGAAGAUUUGAGGAGAGACGUGUUCAAUAUGUUCUGUUACCUUGGUCCUCACCUUUCUCACGAUCCCAUUUUAUUUGCAAAAGUGGUGCGCAUAGGCAAGUCAUUUAUGAAGGAGUUUCAGUCUGAUGGAAGCAAACAAGAAGAUAAAGAAAAAACGGAAGUUAUCCUUAGCUGUUUGCUUAGCAUUACUGACCAGGUACUACUUCCAUCUCUUUCUUUGAUGGACUGCAAUGCUUGUAUGUCUGAGGAACUAUGGGGAAUGUUUAAAACAUUUCCAUAUCAGCAUAGAUAUCGUCUGUAUGGCCAGUGGAAGAAUGAAACUUAUAACAGUCACCCACUUUUAGUAAAAGUUAAAGCUCAAACAAUAGACAGAGCCAAAUAUAUCAUGAAGCGCCUAACCAAGGAAAAUGUGAAGCCUUCUGGAAGACAAAUUGGGAAGUUGAGCCACAGCAAUCCAACCAUUUUGUUUGAUUAUAUCUUGUCACAAAUACAGAAGUAUGAUAACUUAAUAACACCUGUAGUAGAUUCAUUGAAAUACCUCACUUCAUUGAAUUAUGAUGUCUUGGCCUAUUGUAUCAUUGAAGCUUUAGCUAAUCCAGAAAAGGAAAGAAUGAAACAUGAUGACACAACCAUCUCAAGCUGGCUUCAGAGUCUGGCUAGUUUCUGUGGUGCAGUUUUUCGUAAAUAUCCAAUUGAUCUUGCCGGUCUUCUUCAGUAUGUUGCCAAUCAGCUAAAGGCGGGCAAAAGUUUUGACCUGCUUAUAUUGAAAGAAGUGGUACAAAAAAUGGCAGGAAUAGAAAUUACAGAGGAAAUGACAAUGGAGCAACUAGAGGCUAUGACUGGUGGAGAGCAGCUAAAAGCUGAGGGUGGUUAUUUUGGUCAGAUCAGAAACACUAAAAAAUCCUCUCAGAGAUUAAAGGAUGCUCUAUUGGACCAUGAUCUUGCCCUUCCUCUCUGUCUGCUUAUGGCUCAGCAGAGAAAUGGAGUAAUCUUUCAGGAAGGUGGAGAGAAACAUUUGAAACUUGUGGGAAAGCUCUAUGACCAGUGUCAUGAUACCCUGGUGCAGUUUGGUGGGUUUUUAGCAUCUAAUCUGAGCACAGAAGAUUAUAUAAAGCGAGUGCCUUCAAUUGAUGUACUCUGUAAUGAAUUUCAUACACCCCAUGAUGCAGCAUUUUUCCUGUCUAGGCCAAUGUAUGCCCAUCAUAUUUCGUCAAAGUAUGAUGAACUUAAAAAAUCAGAAAAGGGAAGUAAACAGCAACAUAAAGUUCAUAAGUACAUUACAUCAUGUGAGAUGGUGAUGGCGCCUGUCCAUGAAGCAGUGGUCUCCUUACAUGUUUCCAAAGUCUGGGAUGACAUCAGCCCUCAAUUCUAUGCUACAUUCUGGUCAUUGACAAUGUAUGACCUUGCAGUUCCACACACCAGCUAUGAACGAGAAGUCAAUAAACUUAAAGUCCAGAUGAAAGCAAUUGACGACAAUCAGGAAAUGCCCCCAAAUAAAAAGAAAAAAGAGAAGGAGCGCUGUACUGCCCUUCAGGACAAGCUUCUUGAAGAAGAAAAGAAACAGAUGGAACAUGUACAGAGAGUUCUACAGAGAUUGAAACUGGAAAAGGACAACUGGCUUUUAGCAAAAUCUACCAAAAAUGAGACCAUCACAAAAUUUCUACAGCUGUGUAUAUUUCCUCGAUGUAUUUUUUCAGCAAUUGAUGCUGUUUACUGUGCUCGUUUUGUUGAAUUGGUACAUCAACAGAAAACUCCAAAUUUUUCCACACUUCUUUGCUAUGAUCGAGUUUUCUCUGACAUAAUUUACACAGUUGCAAGCUGUACUGAAAAUGAAGCCAGUCGAUACGGAAGGUUUCUUUGCUGCAUGUUAGAGACUGUGACCAGGUGGCAUAGUGAUAGAGCCACAUAUGAAAAGGAAUGUGGAAACUAUCCAGGAUUCCUUACCAUAUUACGGGCAACUGGAUUUGAUGGUGGAAAUAAGGCUGAUCAAUUAGACUAUGAAAAUUUUCGACAUGUUGUACAUAAAUGGCAUUACAAACUAACCAAGGCAUCGGUACAUUGCCUUGAAACAGGCGAAUAUACUCACAUCAGGAAUAUCUUGAUUGUGCUAACAAAAAUACUUCCUUGGUACCCAAAAGUUUUGAAUCUGGGUCAAGCUUUGGAAAGAAGAGUACACAAAAUCUGCCAAGAAGAAAAAGAGAAGAGGCCAGAUCUAUAUGCAUUGGCUAUGGGCUACUCUGGGCAGUUGAAAAGUAGAAAGUCAUACAUGAUACCUGAAAAUGAGUUUCAUCACAAAGACCCCCCUCCGAGGAAUGCAGUUGCCAGUGUGCAAAAUGGGCCUGGUGGUGGGCCUUCUUCAUCAUCAAUAGGAAGUGCAUCUAAAUCGGAUGAAAGCAGUACUGAGGAGACUGAUAAAUCAAGGGAGAGAUCUCAGUGUGGUGUGAAAGCUGUUAAUAAAGCUUCUAGUACCACACCUAAAGGGAAUUCAAGCAAUGGAAAUAGUGGCUCUAACAGCAACAAAGCUGUUAAAGAAAAUGACAAAGAAAAAGGGAAAGAGAAAGAAAAAGAGAAAAAAGAAAAGACUCCAGCUACUACUCCAGAGGCCAGGGUACUUGGUAAAGAUGGUAAAGAAAAACCAAAGGAAGAGCGGCCAAAUAAAGAUGAAAAAGCAAGAGAGACCAAGGAAAGAACGCCGAAGUCUGACAAAGAGAAAGAAAAAUUCAAGAAGGAAGAAAAAGCUAAAGAUGAGAAAUUUAAGACCACUGUCCCCAACGCAGAAUCAAAAUCAACUCAAGAAAGGGAAAGAGAGAAGGAGCCAUCCAGAGAAAGAGAUAUAGCAAAGGAAAUGAAAUCAAAGGAAAAUGUUAAAGGAGGAGAAAAAACGCCAGUUUCUGGGUCCUUGAAAUCACCUGUUCCCAGAUCAGAUAUUCCAGAGCCUGAAAGGGAACAAAAACGCCGCAAAAUUGAUACUCACCCUUCUCCAUCACAUUCCUCCACAGUAAAGGUUACAGCCAUACUUCCCAAAGUUCCUCUGGGUUCUGAGAACUAUGCCAGCUUACCUGUCAUCUCCAUUCAUUUUCUACAGGACAGUCUCAUCGAACUCAAGGAAUCUUCAGCAAAGCUCUACAUUAAUCAUACUCCUCCACCACUGUCCAAGAGUAAGGAGAGAGAAAUGGACAAGAAAGAUUUGGACAAGUCAAGGGAAAGAUCCAGAGAAAGAGAGAAAAAAGAUGAAAAGGACAGGAAAGAGCGGAAAAGGGAUCACUCAAACAACGACCGUGAAGUGCCACCGGACUUAACCAAGAGACGUAAAGAGGAGAAUGGAACAAUGGGGGUUUCAAAACAUAAAAGUGAAAGUCCUUGUGAAUCUCCUUAUCCAAAUGAGAAAGACAAGGAAAAAAAUAAGUCAAAAUCUUCAGGCAAAGAAAAAGGCAGUGAUUCAUUUAAAUCUGAGAAGAUGGAUAAAAUCUCCUCCGGUGGCAAAAAGGAGUCCAGGCAUGAUAAAGAAAAGAUAGAAAAGAAAGAGAAACGGGACAGUUCAGGAGGAAAGGAAGAGAAGAAACAUCAUAAGUCCUCGGACAAGCACAGAUAAUGAAGACUUUCCAUCAAGGCUAUGGACAGACCCCCUAAGCCGAAAGUCUCCCAGAGGAGGAUGCCAAAGCUCCAUGUGUCACUCUCAGAAUGAUAUCUCCCAUAAUUAAGAGCUUCUGGUGCUGUCCAUUUAAUGGGAAUCUGCUUUAAGUCAGAAGAUGAAUACACACCACCAUCCUCUUGACGAGACAUUCCAAAGUCACUGAUUUUCAGAACAUUAUUUUCACCUCCAGGCAGUUUCUUACAGCAAGGUCCCUGUGUAUACAUUUUUUACUCGAGAUACACCAUCCAGAGUCAGCAUCUAAUGAAAAUUUCACUAACUGAGUUUUAGUUCAUUCUUUCUCUGAAAGGAGAGGAAAUCGCCUCCAGGAACCAGUUCCUUAAUGACGUAGAUAGGCCGUCUUUGUGUGCGAACUCCUAUACUUUUGACAUUACUGGGAUGAUUAUAUUGCUUGAGGAUUUUGGCUUCUAGUAAAAAUUUUAAUUUCAGUUCCUGGGGAAGACGUUCUUGACAUGUUUUAACAGCAACAGCAAUUUUAUCCUUUAAUGUGACCUUAAAUGUGUCACCAAAAUUUCCCUUGCCUCUUGUAACGUGACAUCUUUAUGAUUGAGAACCCAUUUCUUAUUCUCCUAAUGGCCAUACUGUGAUACCAUGAUGCUGUUAAUUGGAGCAUUGACUUUUUUUUUUGCAAUUUAAACAAUUGAGAUAAAAUUCAUAUAACAUCAAAUUUACCUUUCACUUUUUUUUUUUUUCUUUUGGAGACCAAGUCUCGCUGUUGUCUCCCAGGCUGGAGUGCAGUGGCGCAAUCUCAGCUCAGUGUGACCUCCGCCUCCCGGGUUCAAGCAAUUCUCCUUCCUCAGCCUCCUGAGUAGCUGGGACUACAGGCGUGCACCACCACGCCUGGCUAAUUUUUGUAUUUUUAGUAGAGAUAGGGGUUUCACCAUGUUAGCCAGGAUGGUCUCGAUCUCCUGACCUGGUGAUCCACCUGCCUCGGCCUCCCAAAGUGUUGGGAUUAUAAGCGUGAGCCAUCACGCCUGGCCUCAAACUUGCCAUUUUAAAGUGUACAAUUCAAUGGUUUUUAGUAUAUCCACUGUGUUGUGCAAGCAUCACCGCUGUGUAAUUCCAGAGCAUUUCUGUCACCCCAAAAAGAAACUCCAUGCCUAUUAGCAGUCACUCCCAAUUCUUCCCUUCCUCGGCCCCUGGAAACCAGUAAUGUACUUUCUGUCUCUGUGAUUUUGCCUGUUUUGGACAUUUCAUUUAAAUGGAAUUAUGCAAUAAUUUGUGGCCUUUUGUGUUUGGCUUUCACUUAGCAUCAUGUUCUCAAGGCUCAUCCAUGUUGUGGCAUGUAUCAGUACUCCAUUCCUUUUUAUGGCUAAAUGAUGUUUCAUUGUAUGAGUGUGUACCACAUUUUAUUUAUCCAUUCAGCAAUUAAUGGACAGGAACAAUGGCUUUUAAGUAUUAAAUUGUAAGUUCAACAUUAAAUGUAUCCACAGUUAUUGAUAAUAUCAAGAUUAUACAUGGUGUGAACAGAAUGCUGUGUAGAAAUGGUAUGUAAAUUAUUUGUCAGCGUUUCAUGUAAGUGAUUAUUUUCUAAGGACCCUUCUAGCCCUGGUUUUAAGAAAUAUGUGAAUGUAGUAUUUUCAUCAAUAAAGUUUAAUGCAUUAAGCAUUAGCUUAAAAUUUGAAUGAAGGCAGAUGUGAAGAUAUUUGCCACAUGUUGUAAUAAUCAUGUUUUGAAAUUAUUUCAAUAUGAAGUAUUUGAAAAAUGUCAAUACAUAAAGGAAAGGAAAUGAGUAUAAUUAAGUCAAUAUAUUUUUAAAGCAAUUUUUAUAAUUUAGCAGACACUGCAUCUUAAUAUAAGUUACUAUUAAAAUUGUGUCCUUGUGAAAAAUAUGAUGCCAUUUUCCUUUUUUUGUUGAUCAUGUAAAAUAGGUUACUUUUCUUUGCUACAUUUUCUAUUUACUUUUAAUAAGCUAUUGCUUGCCCUUGUGGAAUGUUUUACUUGUUGCUCCAUUUUUUUCUCCCUACCCCCACCCCUCUCUCCCACACGCACACAAUGUUCAAUUUUUUUUUUAAGUCAUCAGUAGUGUGUUUAUCUUUAAUGGAUUCUAAGAAUGGACAAAAAGAAACACACAAAUAUUUCAUCCUUUUCUGGGGACUCAAGUCUUUGUUACCGAUGGAACUCAUUAACUUCUCGUUCUUUCUUAAAUCUUCCUCCCUCCUUACCUUUUCCUCUCCUUCCUUCUCUUCUUCUUCCUUUCUUCUCCCCUCCCUCCCUCCCUCCCUCCAUCUUUCAUUCUCCUUCUCUCCUUCUCCCUUCCUUUUCUCCUACCUCCUUUGACUAACCCUCCCUCCCCUACUCCCUCCUUUCCUUCCUUCCUUCCUUCUUCUCUAUCAAUAUAAUCACUUUGUUUCUUUCAGGUGAGAUUGGACUGGAACUGUUCGGCUGCGACCAGAAAUUUAUUUUCCUGAGUAAAUUGCCAAGAAUUAAGAAUGAAGAGGGCCAUUUGCAUCUCCUUAAAUUAUUCAGUUAUCUGCUUUAUUGCUCCAUGUGGAAAACUUAAAAUUGUUAAGUUGUGCAUUACUGUAUUUUAACUUGUUGCUUAGUUUCUACAUGUUUAUUUUCAGUAAUGGCUGAAAGUGUUAACUGUUCCAUACUUUUAGCACAAUGUGCUGCAUAAGGUUACCUGUGUACAGAGUUUUACUUUAACUAAAUAUUGCCUGGGUUCAGUUUUUAUUUCCAUUCUGAAAUGCUUCCUUUUUAUUGUUUGAAACUGAAAAUAAACAAUUGUUGAACCCUUUUGAUUUUACCUCAUUUUAAAACUGUUUUAAUUUAUUAUUUGGCUUGUUCUUAAUAUUAGUCACUAAAAGCAGUGGGAGCAUUGUCUUAUGAAAUGCUUAGGAAUCAUUUUAUAUGGUACAUGUACAACAUUAAACGUGUUUAAAAAAGAAAAAGGUACCAGCGAUCACUUGUCCCUUGCCAUUUUUUCUUGUAAUUAUGUUAGACAAAUCUUGGCGGCGGGGGGAUCAAAACAUAAUUGUUUUAAUUCUACAGCUGUAGGAGCUUUGUAUUGCUGAACUUUCGUCUGGAAAAGUUUCACAGUGACAUUUUUAAAAGAGAAUUUUUUUAUCUACCGAAUUCUACCAGUGUAACCUUUUUUCUAAAUAAACAAUAGUUUUCUCAAA